AUGAUCCAACAGUUAUGUAACACCAACAGAAAGAACAAAGUUCAAAGAGUAGAUCAUCCAACGUUGCUUGAAUUUUCUAAAAUUCUGUAUGUUCCUUUAUAUUAUCUUCUAUUAUUUAUAGAUAUACUAUAAAUACUAGAAUAACAUUCUUUAUUCUUAUUAUUUGUUAAUAUUUUAAUUUCAUUCGUAGAAUAUUAGUUACGAUUAUGAUAUUCGCACAAAAUUUCCAUCGUAUCAUCGCUACUCGUCUAAUCUUCAAAUUAUUUAGAAAAUCUUUUAUCGCAAACUUCUUCCAUAUUCCAUAUUCAUAACCAUCUCGUAAAGCUCGCUUCUAUAAUUAUUACGUUCAUUGCUUAAUUUAAAAUUCCACCUUCGUAAUAUUACGUACGUGGUUGGACUGCAUAUAUCUCCUCUCUUAUUGCUAAUUAGAUGUCUUCUUCCAAGAAGUACUUUUUGUUACAAUUCAUGUAUAAUUAUAUAAUUAUUAUAAAUAUUUAUAUAUUAUUAUAUUAUUAUAAUUAUUGUAAUAUUUAUAUAUUAUUAUGUUAUAAUUAUUAUAAUUAUAUAAUAAAUAUAUAAUUUAUAUAACAGGCUUAAAAAAAAAAAGAAAACAGUAAUAUCUUUUCCUAAAAUGUCUAGUGAACUUUCAAGAGGUUGGAAAACACGAUAAAAUUUGUAUUCCUGUCUCCUCCGUCGUUUGUUUAAAAGGGUCUACGAAAUCGAUGUUUCCCGUUUAGCUAUAUUUUCUCCCUGCUUCUCUGUUUUUCGCGCAGAAGCUUUAUUUCUCUCGCGGCAGCUGUUCGAAUCGAAGGAGGAGAGAGGACAAUUUGAAGAAAUUAAUGAUUUAUCAGUCGAUGAUGUGAGAUUGCGAAUGUUGCUAACGUUAUUUCGUUUUGGUUGCAGGUGAUAGAGUCGUGCUGCAGCCGGGGCAGAGGUGAGGGCAGGCCAGGCGGAGAUCGAAGAAGGGAUGAAUGGAACGGCGGCGUUGCGACGCAGCGUCGGGGGUGGCGGAGGCGCCGCCGGGGGUGGAACCGUCGAACCAGCACCCGUUGCCACCCUCGUCGUCUACAAGGACGACGCCGGAUACGGGAUGAAAGUCUCCGGUGAUAAUCCUGUCUACGUUCAAUCUGUGAAGGAAGCUUCGACGCAGGUGGUACUGACGGUGCAGCAGAAGCCAGUUGCAACGAGCAGCGCGGCGACAACAGCCACGGGUCUACAAGUUGGUCUGGCGGGUGGACAUCAGCGACCAGUUAGUCUAUCAGCCGGUACCACGAUGGUAUCACCCUCGCAGCCGGCAACUUCCUUACACAGGGCAUCGACUGCUCCAGCAGCCGGUGCACCGUGUAAUGCACGUAUUACGGGACCUCAACCUGUCGAUCAUGAGAAAAAGCGGCAGCUGGAAACCCAGCGCGUUCAUACAUUCCAGCUUAUGUUGGAGAAGGAGCAAAGUUAUGUUGAUAAGCUUCGGAGCGAACUCGCGAAAGCUAGUACUGGCAGUGGUAAUGUUAACGUUGUAGCACUACAAACAGAAUUAGCUGGCGCCGAAAGGAGAGUACGCACUCUGCAGGAGCAGCUAGCUGCAAUUACAACCAAUGAACAGCUUUGCUCGUUGGUAACAAACACCUCGUGUUCCCCGGGUUAUUAUUCACCCUUGAGUAGUAGCAGUGGUGAUGUACCACCACCUCUACCAUCUCGUAAAUCCUUGUCCAUGCAAAGCCUGUCUCCGCCACCAUUGCCUCCCAGACCUCCGCCUACUACAAAUACGCACCACGUAGCCCAGUUGGAGCUGGAGCGUCAUCUGUUGACUCAUUUAACGCCCUCAACCACCAGUCAUGGCAUACCUAACUCUCUUUCACAAGGUGCAAAUUUGGGUUCCUCAAAUUCACUUAAUAAGCACCAACGAACAAAAUCCAGUCCAGAACAACUGGGAACAACAAGCAUUUCUCCAUCAGAAGCUAGUAGACGUUUAAUAGCAUCAGAAUCAAUGAAUGAUCUUUCUCCUCCAAGGCAUGUAAGGCAUAGUGACAUUGAUAUAGAUGAAUUACCUCAUAUCACUCCUCCAGGAACUCCACCUCCACCAUAUCCAGUUGCUAGUCCAGGAAAUGAUACCUCGAGUUCUACUAUUAAUGAUGGACAAUUAGAAGAUCAUGGUCCAUUUAAAUCUUUGUCUCGAUUAUGGGGACAUCAUGCACACCUUGCUGUAUUUAUUAAUUAUGUUUUAUCAAACAGUGAUCCUUCCAGUCUGUUGUUCUAUUUAGUAACGGAUUUGUACAAAGAAGGCAAUGCAAAAGAAAUGAGGAAGUGGGCAUAUGAAAUUCAUUCUAGUUUUUUAGUACCUGGUGCAAUUUUUUGGAAAGCACGUACACGUGCAAAAGAAGAACUGAAUGAGCAACUUGCAGACUUCCAACAGAAGAGAACUGCUGGAUUAGGUACAUUAUUUGGUCCAAGUGACGCUCAAUUGGAUGAAAGUGCAUCUGAUAGGAUGCGUGAGACAAAAAUCAUAGAAACGUAUCUAUUACCCAAAAUGGAGCCUUAUUUAGAAGAUAUUGAAAAAGAACAUGUAGAUUUGCGACAAUUCACAACAGCAGCUGGUUUGGCAACAAUAUUAACAAAAAUUUUCCAAGUCCGGCCAGUAUCGCUUGAUCGAGUACCUACUUUUGUCGCAAAAGAUAAGUCAAAUCUCAAAGCGCGUUUGCUUACGGGAAAAACAAGAAAAAUGACAAUCAGGGGUCAUCAUUUUGUCGCUCAUCAAUACUUUACUAUUACUUAUUGUAAUCAUUGUCAACUUAUCAUUGGCGGAAUUGGACCUCAAGGGUAUUUAUGUAGUGAUUGUUCUCUAAGCGUUCAUCGUCAAUGUGUUCGUGUAGUAGAAGAAAAUUGUCCAGGACCAUUGGUUAGAAAGGAAAGAGGUAAUGAUCGUAUAAGUAAAUUGAUGGAACGUAUUAGGCCUGAAAGGAAACCACCAUCAUCGCACCAUCAUCAUUCUCAAAAUCACAUGCUUCAUGGAGAACAUCGCGGGGGCGUUAUAGCCGGAAACGCGCGUAGUAGUAGCGAAAGAGGACGCAUUUCCGCUUACAGCGGAGCCUCUGAUCACGCCGAUAGUAUGGACAAUCCUUCCUCGCGGGAAGAUAUUUCUGAAAUGUAUGUUCUUCGUAUUUGCACAAGGAAUUGCCGAAAGGAAUCGUUUUCUUUAAAUUGCUUCGAUCCAAUUCCGUUGGUCUUCACAGUAAACUUAGCAACGUUUAAAAAUUCUUGCGGCAAAUCUUUGCGUUUCCCUUUCAUUCGUAUCGUCUCAUCGCAGCAGUUUUCUUAAACCCGUCGGAUGAAACAAAAAGCAUCGUACAAAUUUGUUUUCAAGUUAAUUUUCAUCCUUAGUAGUUAAUUUAUCAAUUUUAUAGCGUUUCGUUUAUCCUUGUCAGUUUGUCAAAGGUAGUGCAAUUUUCCCAAGACGUAAAGAAAACUUCGAUUCGAUAUCGUAGAUAUUUAUUGAAUUGCGUUUUUCAUUUCCAUUCGCGCGCAAUCGCUUAGCUCAUUUCUGUUAUAGAUAUUAAUUUACGCUUUGUUAAUUACGAUUACUUAGGGUCCAGCAAAAUAUUUCCAGUAAGCCAAAGACGUCAAACAUAAACAGGUCUGAAAGUUACAAGGAGCGGAUACAUCACAAGGUAAGAAGAAUUUCUUCCAACAAUCUUUUAGCAUGAAAUUUUUCUAGCGUAACGUAUAAAACGGGGACGAUUCACCGGGACGAAUUAACAUCCCGAGACACGCAAAAUAUCGGCCGAGUUCUCGCGAAAUUUAUUAUUACAUAAAUUUUCGAUGAAACAAGAUUUCGUCUCUGAGUAUCAUUGCAACUGUUCUCAUUGCAGCGACAGCUACGAGAAAAGAGGAAGACCAGCGAUCCAAAUCUGUCAAAAACGAAGUGA
This is a messenger RNA of Heterotrigona itama, 3920 nucleotides long. Lineage: Eukaryota; Metazoa; Arthropoda; Insecta; Hymenoptera; Apidae. The record is from the annotation of a GenBank genome assembly.